Mixia osmundae IAM 14324 is the source of this 1596-nucleotide messenger RNA. RefSeq lists its product as uncharacterized. The coding region runs from base 1 to 1596 and encodes 531 amino acids. The transcript has 6 exons. The record is from RefSeq and is a predicted model, not a curated record. Gene Ontology annotation, cellular component: cytoplasm. Lineage: Eukaryota; Fungi; Basidiomycota; Mixiomycetes; Mixiales; Mixiaceae. Gene Ontology annotation, molecular function: thioredoxin-disulfide reductase (NADPH) activity. Gene Ontology annotation, biological process: removal of superoxide radicals.
AUGCUUACUCGAGCUUGUAGCAGCGUUCGGCAGCAGGUGGUCAGCGUCACUGAGCUUCCACCAAUCGGUCCUGAUGGCCACAGAGCGGAUGUAUCGUCAGCCAACGAGUUCAGCAAGAAUGAUUGGGGUGCUCACCCUUUGUUCGUACGUGAUCAACUACAGCCUCUUUCUCGUGCCGUUUCCGAUGCAGCACUGUCAACCGGGACCGCUCUGUCAUCUACGCUGACGACCUACCAGGUCAGAAGAGGGGCAAGUCGAGUCGUCAGGGCAAGCUUUUCUGCAUCUGCACAGUCGCACCUCCUCGGCAAUCACUUUCCGAGCGGCCGACAGACCCGUCAGGUCUCCCACAGCAGCACAAGACCGGAUCGUCGGCUAGCCUGGGCAGGAAGAGCAGCAACACUCGUCACAGUCGCCUCUGUUGCCACUUAUACCUUUGAUCCUACUUCGGCCCGACAGAUCCACAGCGAUAUGGCACCUACGACAACGCGACAGCCAUCAGAGGAUGCGCACAAGUCCAAUGGCACCAAUGGCACCAACGGCACUGUUGAUCAUGCUGCCAUCACUGCCGAUCAGAAAUCUCAUUCCAAAGUGGUCAUCAUCGGCAGUGGCCCGGCAGGUCAUACAGCAGCUAUCUACCUCGCUCGUGCGAACCUCGAGCCCGUCAUGUUCGAGGGCAUGCUCGCCAACGGAUUCGCUCCAGGCGGUCAACUCACCACUACAACCGACGUCGAGAACUUCCCGGGCUUUCCAGAGGGCAUAAGAGGACCAGAGAUGAUGGACCUCUUCAGGGAACAGUCCCUCCGAUUCGGUACAACGAUCCACACAGAGACCAUUUCAAAGAUUGAUCUCAAGUCGCGACCCUUCAAAUAUUGGCGAGAGGGUGCCGAGCAAUUAGAGCCAGAGACCGCAGACACUGUCAUCAUCGCCACGGGAGCUUCUGCACGUCGGCUCAACCUCAAAGGCGAAGAGACUUAUUGGCAGUCGGGCAUUUCGGCCUGCGCAGUCUGUGAUGGCGCUGUACCAAUCUUCAGGAACAAGCCACUGGCUGUCAUUGGUGGUGGCGAUUCUGCCUGCGAGGAAGCCAUCUAUCUCACAAAGUACGGUUCGCACGUCUACGUCAUCGUAAGGCGAGACCAGCUGCGAGCAUCCAAAGUCAUGGCGAAACGUCUGACCACACAUCCCAAAGUGACGGUCAUGUGGAACUCCGAGCCGCUCGAAGCCAAAGGCGACGGCGAUCUUCUGCAAGCCAUCACUGUCAAGAACAAGAAAUCCGGUGAGACAAAGGACCUGCCCGUCAACGGUCUCUUCUAUGCCAUCGGUCAUGACCCAGCGACCAAUCUCGUCCGAGAUCAACUCGACGUAGACGCGGACGGCUACAUCAUCACCAAGCCAGGCACGGCAGAAACGAGCAUCAAGGGCGUCUUUGCUGCUGGCGAUGUGCAAGACAAGCAGUUCAGGCAGGCUAUCACAAGUGCUGGCACGGGCUGCAUUGCUGCUCUGCAAGCCGAGCGAUACUUGAGCGAGCACGAAGUACCAGACUCGACGGGCGAACCUCAUGUGCCUUCCAAUCACUACCUCGGCGGCGACAAGGUGUAG